Messenger RNA from Micropterus dolomieu (smallmouth bass), 9103 nucleotides. It is a transcript of the gene pcdh7a, whose product is annotated as protocadherin 7a. The coding region runs from base 1365 to 5486 and encodes 1373 amino acids. The record is from RefSeq and is a predicted model, not a curated record. Gene Ontology annotation, cellular component: plasma membrane. The transcript is spliced from 6 exons. Lineage: Eukaryota; Metazoa; Chordata; Actinopteri; Centrarchiformes; Centrarchidae. Gene Ontology annotation, molecular function: calcium ion binding. Gene Ontology annotation, biological process: homophilic cell-cell adhesion.
CAUAACAUUAUGUUGGGGAACUCCCUUUACUUUGAAGCCAGGCCGGGCAGCACAGUCGGUCCUACAAACGGCCUGACUGUUUCUGGAAAUUAAAAAUGCAGAGGGAGUUUAAAGAACGGCAGCGUGGAAGAAGUGUUCAAUAGCAGCAGACCAAUGCUGCAUUGCGCUCCUCACAGAGCAGCUCAGCGAUCGAGUUACGCGGCUGGGGGAAAAUGUUGCAGUAGCGAGUAGAGAGAGUGGGAGAGAGAGAGACUGCAGCAGCAUCGCUUGAGACCGGCAGCAGCAGUCCCAAGCAGUGCAGGUGAGAGAGGGGGAAAAAGCCGGAGGAGGAGGUGCGUGUGGAAGAGAGAGAGAGAGAGAGAGAGAGAGAGAGAGAAUGCGGGACUCUUGGAAAAAGACGCAUCUACACUCCAGUCCAUCACCGAGACAUCCAUCCCGAACACAGGCUGCACCCGGAUUUCGCUAAAUUGAUGAUGAUGAUGAUGGGAUCUCCUUUCUAGCCCAUCAAGAAAAGCUCUUAUUUUCUGUUCCAUGAGAAAAAAAAAAACAUAUAAUGUGAAACUCGCUCUGAAAAGCACUCUUGUCUCCUCCUAACUUGCGUGAAGGAAUCUGACGGCUUGGCACGUUGCUCCACUGCGGGGGGAGAAAAAAAGAAGAGCUGAAAACGCAGCUGGAUCCGAAGGUAAGAAAAGAUCCAGAGGCAUCAUCCCAAAUACUUUUUUUUUCAAAGUGAUUUGUGUUCCUCUAUUGGGAAUGUGAGUUCAUUUACCUCGACGUCCGGAGAGCCGAGCAGUGUUUUUUUCCCCUUUGUGUGGUGCUGCAUUGCAGUUUCUAACUGUGAAAAACGCGAGAAAAGCUGCUGUCCCAAAUGUGACUGGAAUAGGAAGAGAACUUACAAUUGGCAUUAUGAACUGAUAACCGUCCUCAUGUGACAACGGGAUAGCUAGCCGGUUUUACUGGAAAGAAAGGAGUGAUAAAUAGUGAAGUGGAUUUUUCAAAGGCUGACGAAUUAGUUUCUUUUCUUCUUUCGCAGCAGGAUGGCUUUUUUGAUAUCUUUGUGGCAUGGACAGCACAGCAAGGCAACGAAAUUAUUAUCGUAGAAGUUGAAAAAGCAUUGCCAAGCACAGGAGGAGAAUAAAAGAAAGGAGCCCGCAUCGCUGAAGUGAACUACAGUGAGAGUGCGGAAGCUUUUCGCCGGACCUUAAGCGGCAGUCCGCAGAGAGCGGCAGGGAGAAGGCAAGGAAGGGUAAAUCAACACCCACGCUGUGAGGUACACUAGACCACAAAACACCAAAAAGGAGAUACAAGCCGCAGCGGAGAGCCAGACAGAGCGGGAAGGAGAGAGGCGAGAGGAAGAAGGAGCCAUGCAGAGGCUUGGUGCAGUGCACUCCUCCGCGGCGCAGGCUUUCAGCCUCGUGGUCUUCAUGCUGCAGCUGCUGACUCAGCUACCGGGUGUCGACUCAGCUCUCCGGUACCGGGUGGCUGAGGAGGGCCCACCUGACGUCAAGAUUGGCAACGUGGCCGCCGACCUGGGCCUCACGGCUGGCACAGGCAGCGGGGAUGUCACCUUCGCCCUGGAGAGCGGCUCAGAGUUCUUCAAGAUUGACAAUGUGACAGGUGAGCUGACAACAGGCCCGCGGCGCAUCGACAGAGAGAAGCUCCCACAGUGCCAGAUGAUAUUUGAUGAAAAUGAGUGUUUCUUGGACUUUGAGGUGUCAGUGAUAGGGCCACUGCAGAGCUGGGUAGACCUAUUUGAGGGCCGUGUGGUCAUAACAGACAUCAAUGACAACACACCUUCCUUCCCAUCACCUGUGCUCCAGCUCUCAGUUGAGGAGAAUCGUCCAAUAGGAACACUUUACCUGCUGCCCACAGCUACAGACAGGGAUUUUGGGCGAAAUGGCAUUGACCGCUAUGAGCUUAUCCAAGAUGGUGGAGCUGGGUCAAGUUCAACAAGACGCACAGCAGGAGUAAACCCCAUUACCAGAGUAGAUGGGCUUGGGGACCGGAGGGGUAGAAGUGGAGAUAAUGGAGGAGGAGCCAGGAGCACUGUGUUUGAACUGCAAGUUGCAGAUAUACCAGAUGGUGAAAAACAACCACAGCUCAUUGUGAAAGGCACAUUGGACCGUGAGCAAAAAGACUCAUAUGAGCUUGUCCUCAGGGUUCGCGAUGGAGGGAACCCACCGCGCUCCUCCCAAGCCCUGCUUCGUGUUUCCAUCACUGAUGUGAAUGACAACAGCCCACAGUUCGAGAGGUCCACAUAUGAGGCAGAAAUGGCAGAAAAUGCUCCACCAGGUACACCUGUCCUCCAGGUCAGAGCUGCAGACCGUGACAUUGGAGUCAACGGACAGGUGGAGUAUGUCUUCGGAGCUGCUACUGAGUCUGUAAGGCGACUCCUGCGGCUAGAUGAGGCAACUGGGUGGCUGAGCGUGCUUCACAGGAUUGACAGAGAAGAAGUGGCUCAACUGAGGUUCACAGUAACGGCCAGAGACCGUGGUCAGCCACCCCGCACUGACCGCACCACUGUAGUUUUGGCUGUCCGGGAUGAAAAUGACAAUGUCCCAGUUGUAGAGAUCCGAAAGAUUGGACGUAUCCCUGUUCGAGAUGGAGCAGCAUUAGUACCAGAGAAUGUUCUGGUGGACACACCAGUAGCGCUGGUGCAGGUGUCAGACCGAGACCAGGGAGAGAAUGGGGCUGUGACGUGCACAGUUGUAGGAGAUGUCCCGUUCACACUCAAGCCAGCUGGUGAAACAUUACUCCCACCCCUACCUGCAGAUGAAGCCUUUGACAGGAAUAAGAAAAAAUACUUCUUACAUACUUCCGCCUUGCUGGACUAUGAGGCCACGAAAGAGUACAGUGUUACCAUUGUGGCGGUAGAUUCUGGCAGCCCCAGUCUGUCCAGCAAUAGCUCGCUGAUGGUGCGAGUAGUAGAUAUCAAUGACCAUGCCCCAACCUUUGCCCAGAGUGUCGUGGAGGUCCACUUUGCUGAGAACAACUCACCUGGUGAAAGGGUGGUCACGGUGGUAGCCACAGAUGCUGACAGCGGCAAGAAUGCAGAAAUUGCCUACUCCCUGGAUCCUGCUGCUAAUGCGCCAUUUUACAUAGAUACAGAUAAUGGAGAUAUCCGUGCCACUGGGGUUCUGGACCGUGAGCAGCGAGAGCGGUAUGAACUGCGGGUUAUUGCGAAGGACAAGGGUACCCCCUCUCUACAAGGCUCUGCGACGGUUGUUGUUCAGGUGACCGACCGCAAUGACAAUGCACCAAAGUUUGUUCAGGAAAUCUUCACAUUCUACGUGAAAGAGAACCUGCUUGCCAACAGCCCAGUUGGCAUGGUCACUGUGACUGAUGCUGACGAAGGCGAAAAUGCAGAACUAAGUUUGUUUGUAGAGAUGGAUGGAGUUGAUGAGAAAAAUACAGGAGAGAAGGUGGAAGCAGAUGGUGAGAAAGAGCAAGAAGAGGUGUUUUCCAUUGAGAACAACACGGGGACUAUCUUCUCUUCUGCAUCGUUUGACCGUGAAAAGCUUUCCACCUAUACCUUCCGUGUCCGGGCUGUGGAUGGAGGGGAGCCUCGCAAAACUGCCACGGCCACUGUCUCGCUCUUUGUGACGGACGAAAAUGACAAUGCCCCCUCAAUCACCUCUCCAGCCAAUGAGUCCUACACCCUCCUUCCUCCUGCUAGCAGUGCCCGCACCAUUGUCAGGACUGUAACAGCACUAGAUUCAGACACUGGUCCGAAUGCUGAUCUUCGCUAUGCCCUAGUGGGGGGAAAUCCCUUCAGACUGUUUGAAAUUGGCCACACCAAUGGAGUGAUCACCCUGGCAGAACCUCUGGAGCGGCGCCACAGAGGUCUGCAUCGCCUGGUGGUCCGGGUCAAUGAUAGCGGGGCACCCUCUCUCUGUGCCACUGCCCUGGUUCAUGUCUUCAUCAACGAGAGCUUGGCCAACGCCACCCUAGUAGAUGCACAGGUGGCCCGAAGCCUGAUGGCUCCACUGUCACUGGACAUUGCAGGGGACCCUGACAGCGAGCGUGCAUUAGGGAAACAGCGCCUCAGUGUAGCUAUUGGUGUCUUGGCGGGAGCCGCCGCGGUCAUCCUGGUUAUCCUCCUUGUGGUCACAGCUCGGCAGUGCGGUGCUCAGGGCAAGAAUGGCUACGAGGCUGGUAAGAAGGAACCAGAGGAAGACUUCUUCAGUCCUCCAGGGGCUCAACCACAGGCCGGCCGAGGCAGGGGAUCAGACCGUGGCCGCAAGCCUCGACGGGACAAACGCAAUGGAAGUGGCGGUGGUGCAGCUGCAGGAGGAGGGAAGUCAGACAGAUCACUCUACAGCGGUAUUGUCACAGUCAACGGGCUGCGUCGCCAUGCCAAUGACGAUGAUGAGGAGGAUAUGAGCAGCGCUAGUGAGCGCCUGGCAGCCCGCUACUGCGUUAUGGAUGGUGACCCUGGCAGCCCACGGAUGGGUGGCGGCAGGAGACACCAGUCAAGCCCAGAUCUGGCCAGGCACUACAAAUCCAGCUCACCUCUCCCCGCAGUGAAUCUACAGCCCCACUCACCCCCAGCUGAGGGAAAGAAGCACCAAGCGGUCCAGGACCUGCCUCCCUCCAACACCUUUGUGGGCAGUGGGGGUUGUGUGGGGAGUGCUGGGUCCAGCAGCAGCAGUAGUGGGGGCAGUGGCAAUGCAGAUGCCAUGUCCCUGGGAUCUGACCAGUGCUCAGAGUACGGCUGCCAGACUGGGAACAAGUACAGCAAACAGGGGACCCUUCGUCGGGUGACCUUCUCUGUAGUCAGCCAGCCCCAGGAUGGCGGUUGCUAUGACAGUGGCCUGGAGGACUCGGAGACGCCGAGCAGCAAGAGUUCAUCAGGGCCGCGACUGGGAGCCCUGCCGCUGCCCGAAGAAGGCUACGAGCGGACCACACCGGAAGGCAGUGUGGGGGAGGAGGAGCAUGUGGAGAAUGAUGCCAGACAGCUGCCAGACGUAGCCCUGACAGGAAAGUGUACCAGGGAGUGUGAUGAGUUUGGCCACUCUGAUACCUGCUGGAUGCCUGUCCGCCCUUCGCCACGCCAGCGUCAACGUCACGGCAGUGACCCCCCACGGCUCUCCACCUUCGCCCCGGGAGACAAUAACAACAAUCUCCGUGGUAACGACCAUGAGAGCGACAGUGAGAGCGCUGGCAGCGCAGGGAGCUCAGAACCCGGGGUGGUCGUCAGCGGAGAAGGUCAGAGAUUACCCCUAGCCAACGGGGAUCCUCUCAGCACCCUGGGUAGUGGAGACCGCAACAGGAACAUGGGCGAUCACAACCGCAACCUUCUGAACCGCAAGAUGACUUCAGCAUCCUAUGACACGUUUAGCAGUGCAGGCUUUGGGAGGCGCCAACAAGAGGAGGAAGGAGGAGAAGGUCAGAACCCACCCGAGGUCAUACCACUGACGCGGACAGGAGGGGACUACAAGACCACGUCCUGCCUCACGUUGUCACGCCGCGAGGUCUACCUGUGACAGCCCUGCAAUGGAGCAAUCGUCACCACACCACUCCCUUGUCUGAAAAAGAGGGAGGGUUAAGACUUUACUGGCACGUCAUGAGUUUGGAAGGCCUUUUAAACCUGUGAAGAUGUGAAAACGUCAGAAAAUAGCUGUAUAUCAAAUUGGAAUUCUGACUAAUAUUUAUAGGCACAGAAACUUAAGCAAGUGAUGGAUCAACACUUGGGAGAGCUCUGACCAGGAGUACUUUCUAAAAAAAGGUAUUUUUUAACUACCAGUGAACAUUGGCUACAGGCAAAGAUCCUAUUAUGUCCAUGUGGAGGAGGACAACUUCAUCUCUUCUUUUUACCUGAAUCUGAUGCAUGCCUGACCCUCCGCCACAGAGGGAUCUGUGUGAAGAAGAGAGAGACUGAAUAAAUCCUGAUGCUAUAAAUGCCUCGGCGCAUACAAAAACUUCUACUGAGGCUACAGCAGGCAGGACUUGGACUCAAUUGGUGAACCACUGAGGUCUUAUCCGAUCAAAAGAGAUGAAAAGACGUAACGGGUCUCUGAGUUAUUUGGAUGUAUUUCAAACCAAUCAAACUUUCUAAUUCCUAAUCAACUCUACUGUAACACAAGACGUUGACAUUAACUAAUCAAACUGCUAAUCCUGUGAGAAUCUUAACAAAUCACAAACAGAGUAUCAAAGCACCAACAAAAGUGUGGUCACUGUACAGUUACACCGUAGGGAAAAAAGUGCUCAUCUCAAAAAUCAGGUAUUGUUCUUUAAAAAAACCCAGAUUCAGAACAAACUGCAAAUAUGUGAAAAGAAAGACUUUUUUACAGUAAUCAAAUGUAAACAUUCAGAAUACAAGGUUCUCAUAGAGUAUCAGUAGUGCCACAGUAUUCCGGCGUGUGUGAAAAUAUGUGUUUAUUAUUUUUACCUUCACACCUAGUCUGUAUGUAUAUAUUGUACGUGUGUAUCUGAUGAAACGGCAGUGUUAUCUCUCUGCUGGUGUCCACCAAGUAGACUGAGGUGCUGAAUUUACUACAGACCUACAGUAUCCUAACAGUGUUCAUGUAUCAUAAAUGUUCUUUCACACACAAGCGCACACAUAUACACAUGCACGCAUGCACGCACUUACACACACAGACCUAAGCAUGUAAACACAAACCCAUACAGUGCAUUUGCAGAAUGUGAACAUGCACAGGGCCGCAGUUUAUGACAUGAUUCAGUGGCUGUGUAACAUAAAGUAUAUAAUAACUUGCAUUUACUUUCAUACAGAAAACAUUAAGCACACACACACACACACACACACACACGCAGCAUAUUAAAACAUAAGUAGAAACACAAACCCAUAUUAAGAUGUGUGCAAUGCGCAGUUCAUAUGCACUGUGUGUGUAUGUGCUCUUAAUCAUAAUUUUUUAACAUAUUGCCUAUCAUUGAACUAGCUGUAGCAUUUUGCCUGCUUCCCUCCAGCCAGUAUUUAAACAUGAAAUGUAUUUAAAUAAUUACUCAUCUUUGACUGAUGCGUGGAGCUACGUUAAAAGGAAUUUCAGACAUCACAUCUACUGUAUGUAAUGAUAAGACAAUGUGAGAAUAUAAGAUAUUCUGCAUUCUGUAAGUAGGACUCCAAAAAAACUAAUUUCUGUAAGAAAAAAAAGGAAAAGAAAAAAGUACUCUGCAUGAAAGAAAGAUAAUGCUAACUUUUUUUCUCUCUUUUUAAAACCACACGCCUUUUUGGAUACUACGCCUAUUUGGAUACAUCUGUACUAUAUGUAUGUGUGUGCUUACAGGGAAAUGGAGAUAAUGAUGGCAGCAAGGGAGUUAGCUUCAGUGGAUUAAACUGUUCCUUCUUGAUCAUGGAGCAAGUUUGGGGUAACCUAGGGCCUUUCUCUCAGUUUCCACGGCCCGGAGACGGCACGAGGGGUGCCGUAGGCUUUAACAAAAAAGAACACUAUGUAGUGGGAGCGCAGAGUUCUGCUGCACCCUUUUCACCGCACAGUGCCGACCUGAACAUGCCCAUACUGCUGUACUGAACCUCACAGAUAACAGACUCCUUCACAUUUGUCCUUCCCAGCAGCUACUGCACGAAUCCAGAUACACUCUGCUGCGUUGGGCUGAAGAGUGGGUGUGGAUCGAGGCCAGCACAUCUUAAUUCCCAUCAUCAGUGUGUGGUUCAGUGGUGUGAUAGGGAUAAUAGGGUUAGGUCGUCCCUGUGGUCUUAAUGAGUUUCUUUUCUCCUCUCUUCUCCUCCCUUGAUCUGCACUGAUCUCAUUAAUGUCUGGAUAGGCGAAUGUAACACUGCUGGAAAUUGCCAGUAAGUGUGUCUCUUCAUUUUCCUGGUUGUUUUGGAUCAGAUGUGGCACAGGAGACACACUUGUUAGUGAUGUGCUCCAAUUGAGUUCAUAGAUCCAUGUAGAGCAUAGAAUUAGUCAGAAAGGAGAGCAACACUCAGGUAAGAUGUGCGACAAUGUUUAACUUGUAAACUAACUACUUGUCAGACAGAAAUGCACACGCUGUUGCUGCCCUGACAGUCCCUUCACUAAAAGAUAACUCAAGUGUGGAAACUGUAAAGUAGUACCAGUUCCUCUACAUUCAUUUUACAAUGGUAAGUGGACAGAGAAAUGGGUGUUCUCUAUGUGUGUGAUUACACUUUGUAUACCUGUAUAUAUCUUUAACUUCACAACUCUGUGACCGACCCCCUUCAGCUUGUUUUAAGCCACUGUUGUACUUACUCCCUAAGCCUUCAUUAACCCCAAAUCCCCAGCAUGGCUGUUUACUGAGCUCUGCUAUUGAUGGACUGUGCUGAGGAUGUAAUGAAACUCAACGCCUAACACAUGAGUUAAAUCUGUACAUGGGGAGUUCACAUUGAAAAGUGAUCAGAGAACAUCCCGCAGGGUACAUACACUGAGAGACAGAAGGACACAUGCUCUUUCUCUGGGAGAAAGUGUUGAGAUAAGUGUGUCUCAAUCCCUCGGCCGCCAGAAAGGUCUUGAAGAACUACUGUCCAGUUGGAGAGUUUUGGAAAGAGACUUUUGACACAGCCCUGCCUCCUAAAAGUGGCAGAUAUUUUGUUAAACUGCUGUUUUAAGGCAGUUCCAUGGCACCUUUCAAACCCGCCCAUUUGGAUUUAAGGGAACUUGCUGUACAUGAAUCUGUGUGGGUGUGUAUCUUUUUUAUACUGCACGUUUAACAUGAAUAUGUUUCAGUCUACUGCAAAACAGAGAGGGGAGACAGACAGAGAAGAGUGUAACACCUGAGAUCGUACACCCACUAAUCAAGACAUUUUUAAAAACAGACACUUCAGCGCACAUCCUGUACCUGUCAUCCCUCUCAUGCUGUUAUCCUUAUAGCCAUGUACAGAUAAAACUACACUGUAGAACAGACAACUGGAAACCAUAACAGACAAUGGCAUGCUUAAGGUCUUCAAAUCUGCACCUGAGAAAAAAUGAGAAAAUUUUUUUUAUUUUCCUCUUCUUUGUUUUCUUUUCUUAUGGGGCUGGCUCUGUUUUUUGCUGCUCCCUUCCUGUAAUUACACAAUGAACUAAUUGCAUUUGCUAUGACGAGGAAGAAGAGGAGCUGUCGCAGAAUGGUUUGGUACGAGGAUGAAUCAUGUAAAAGUUUGACUUUGACAUUAAAAACUUCAAACACU